AAUUCAAAGCUAGUUCAACUUGGGAACAUUUCGUUCACAUCCUUCUCAACAGAAAUUACCUCGUAGGCUUGGUCCAGAAUCCUGUUUCUACAGCUCUUUAACUCAAAAAGAACAUAGGAUUUCAGUCUCCGAAAAACUGAAUCGGUCGUAUAUCCGCCUGGAACAGAAAUAUUUAUCUUGCCGAAUAAGAAAAAAAAAUGCAGAAGCAGAGUCCAGCAGCAGGUGAUGAAAGCCGAGUGAAUUAUGCCAAAAGCACAAAAGUUAAACAAAAUCGGGCAAAGCGAGGGAUCAGGCGUCGGCCACCCGCAUCACAUCAAGACCAGAUCAACGCGCCUAGGCGCCGCAUCAAAUGGCGUAGGCGCCUCCGAAGGCAGCAAAACCAGCAGCGUAGAGAAAAGGUCUCCCUCCAAAGGGGACCGUCACCCAAUAGACAACACACAAAGGGCGCCGACAGCAGAGAUGCACGCGGCAGUCACCACCCACCCGACCAACCUGGCCGGUCUCAGCCUACCAGAAGACACCGUCGAGGUGCACUUCAUCCCAGAUUCCGAAAGCAACUUGGUGCGCAUUCCAGGACGAGGCGAGGUCAUCCAGCUACGCCACCACGGCCGAGUGAUAACGCUCCCAAUCGCAAACGCGGCAGAGGCCGACAGAAGAGACGCUCAAAAGAGCUACAGCCUGAAAAACAGCGCCCCUCAGGAAGUUCCAGUAGAUUUCAGCCCCGGGGGACCGAGGGGAGACCCGCUCCUGGGACGGAUGGCCCCACUGGCCCCGCCGUCUCCUGCUGGAAAUGUGUCCGUCGACUCCGGCGUAUUAGACGUCUCCGGAGGAAGCAACAGCAGCGAAAGCCUCGGCUUGUCAUCAGAAUUAUUUCGCACGGAGGACGAGCUCAACAUGGGCCCGACGAGGCUGCCAAGCAUCGAAAGCGCCUUCAGCAGAGUAGGGGAAGCUUUCAGAGGGUCAGACUCCCUGACCCCCCUCACCUCCGACCCCCCUCCAGCCCACAGUCUGGAACCGACAGCCACGCGAGUUCUUGAACCGCCACCUGCUCACACCACUCUUGAAACCGCUCCCUCUUACGCUACUUUAAGCACAAGAAGUGGUUUUCAUCAGUUAGACUGUGGCGCGAAUCGGCUAGUAAACGCAGACUAUUGUACCAACAGGACUGUGCCUGCAACGCUCUACAGCAGUUACCCAGCCCCUCCGACAGUUUCCUCCCCUUCAGCUACUGUUUUGCCAUAUGCCCACGAGUCGGCUUACGUGGAUGCCAUGGGCACGUUGAGUACCUACCAACCCCUCACUCGAUCGACACCGCUCCUGGCACCUUCAGACAGUCUGCACACGCAGCUGAUACCAGGAAUUCACAGCUACCCCCCGGAAUAUACUUUCAGAUACACAGAUCAGUGUGGAGUCAGUGGGCCAAGCACCAGUGUUCCUGGGCAACUCGGCCUCACAUACUCUCAUGGAAGUCCCCCAGUCAAUGGACUUAGUCGUCCUUACACAUCUCCACCAUCUUCAGGAGUUAGCAGCAAUGGGACCCUGGCCAAUCAGCCUGUCGAUCCGAACAGCCUGCCCCGCACAGGACCUGGGUCAAGAGGAGGGAGGGCCAGGUCUCAAAGGGUCCACGAGAAGCUUUCACGAGAAGAGUAUAAGAAAUCUGCUUGUGACCGCGAAAGGACGAGGAUGCGUGAUAUGAACAACGCCUUCGACGUGCUACGUGAAAGACUGCCUUUCUGCAAGCCACCGGGGAAGAAAUGCACCAAAAUGGACGGCCUGACGGGCCGAGACAGAUUUCCUUCGAAGCUGGAGACACUGAGGUUGGCCAUCAGGUAUAUUCGUCACCUCAUCAACACCUUAUCGGUUCCACCAGAAAGUGUGUACCCUGAAUACGAUCCACCACCUUACAAUGUCAGCAGCGUCCCACCAAAUCUACGUAUGCAACAUAGGUUUUAUCCACCUACCUCCCACUCGACACCUCAUACCUCCGCUAUGACAAUAUAUUCUUCAGCACAUUCCUUAGAUAGCAUAGAGUAUCCUUAUAUGCCUCAAGGUUUGGCAACUUCGUUGCCUCACGAUUAUCUUAGGGACACACUUUGGCAAUCAGAGACGCAGUUAGCAGAGUACCAAUACUAAGCUAGUCCUCUUUAUUUGAGUCCAUCAUUCUUUUAUAUCUUAGCUUUUACGAUAAUGAGUGGAGUAUAACUUCUUGUGUAAUACUUUUCCCAA
Messenger RNA from Macrobrachium nipponense, 2226 nucleotides. RefSeq lists its product as uncharacterized. Gene Ontology annotation, cellular component: nucleus. Gene Ontology annotation, biological process: mesoderm formation; regulation of transcription by RNA polymerase II. The record is from RefSeq and is a predicted model, not a curated record. Bases 244 to 2133 code for a protein of 629 amino acids. Gene Ontology annotation, molecular function: protein dimerization activity; DNA-binding transcription factor activity, RNA polymerase II-specific; RNA polymerase II cis-regulatory region sequence-specific DNA binding. Lineage: Eukaryota; Metazoa; Arthropoda; Malacostraca; Decapoda; Palaemonidae. The transcript is spliced from 8 exons.